AUGGAGGUUGCAUAUCGUAUUCGGUUGACGGCAAUUUUAGAUGUGACUCGUUUUCUCUUGAAGCAAGGUUUACCUUUCCGUGGAAAUGAUGAGUCCUCAAAUUCACUAAACAAAGGCAAUUUUCUUGAGUUGCUUGAAUGGUAUAGCCUACGAAAUGAAGAAGUUUGGAAGACAAUCAAUCAAAAUGCCCCUGGAAACAAUCAAUUGACUUCCCCAAAAAUUCAAAAGGAGUUGGCAAAUGCUUGUGCAACGGAGAUUACACGUGUUAUUGUUGAUGAUAUUGGGGAUAAAUUUUUUUCUCUUAUGAUUGAUGAAGCCCGAGAUGCUUCAAUAAACCAACAAAUGGGAGUUGUUUUACGAUAUGUGAAUAAGAAUGGACAUGUGAUAGAGCGAUUCCUUGCAUUGGUUCAUGUGCCUGAUACCUCUGCAAUUUCUUUAAAGAAUGCCAUUGAUUGUUUAUUUGCUAAACAUAAGUUGUCUCUUUCGAGGUUGAGAGGGCAAGGAUAUGAUGGGGCUUCAAAUAUGCGAGGUGAAUUCAAUGGUUUGAAAGCACUUAUUUUAAAAGAAAAUCCAUAUGCAAGAUAUGUACAUUGUUUUGCUCACCAACUACAAUUAGUGGUUGUUGUCGUUGCUAAAGAGAAUCGAAUUGUGAGUGAUUUUUUCCAAUAUGUUAAUAUGAUUGUUAAUGCCACCGGAGCAUCAUGUAAAAGGAGAGAUCAACUUCGGCAACAUCAUCAUGAUAGAUUGGUUGAGCAAUUGGAGAAAGUGGAGAUAGUCAGUGGUAAAGGAAAAAAAUCAAGAAUCCAGUUUAGCACGACCAGGGGAUACUCGUUGGGGAUCGCAUUACACUACAAUUCUCCGGUUAAUUUCUAUGUGGACCUCAAUUUUAGAGGUACUCCAAAAUGUGCAUGA
Molecule: messenger RNA, 912 nt
Organism: Dioscorea cayenensis subsp. rotundata (Guinea yam)
Lineage: Eukaryota; Viridiplantae; Streptophyta; Magnoliopsida; Dioscoreales; Dioscoreaceae
Product: zinc finger MYM-type protein 1-like
Exons: 1
Coding region: 1-912 (303 amino acids)
Source: RefSeq, a predicted model, not a curated record